This is a messenger RNA of Diaporthe batatas, 2657 nucleotides long. RefSeq lists its product as uncharacterized. The coding region runs from base 46 to 2595 and encodes 849 amino acids. The record is from RefSeq and is a predicted model, not a curated record. Lineage: Eukaryota; Fungi; Ascomycota; Sordariomycetes; Diaporthales; Diaporthaceae. The transcript is spliced from 2 exons.
AUCCGGUUCACCGGUCAUGUGCCCGAGUCCACCACAAUCGCAACCAUGCCGGACCGCAAGGUGAUAGAUGACUCUGAGGAUGAAGAUGCCGGUUUCAGUCCCAUCAACAGCCCGGCCAAAGACCGGGUUGCUGCACCAGACUGCGCGAUCGCGUCGGGAACCGAUGCACCCAUUGACCAGCGGUCAACUGAUCCGGAAUUCUUCCAGCAAAUCUACGAGGGUCAGCAGCAUGUUCCCAAGUCCCCGUGCGGCAGCACGGUCGACGAUGUCUCCCCAGACAAGCAGAAGAGCUCGGACCCGAGUGCGAAGAACUCGUCCUCCAUCACCGAUCCCACCCUAGAGCAUUCAAAAAGGGCAAAGGCGGUCACAGGUGCAGGGGACUUGACCAAUCUCACCCAGGUCACAACCCCCAGGCACCAUGGAUCAGACGUCUAUGAUUUCCCCAUUAGUGAUGGGGGACAAGAUGAUGAAGCGAGAUCCAAGACCAAGUCGAGAACUACCAAGACCUACGGCAAGCGCAAAAGGGGACAAACUGUGGCAUCGGCAGCAGUGCCCCCAAGCUCAAGCCCGGCACAAGCCUCAGCGAACGACCAGCUGUCGUUGACGCAUAUUCACGACGAGGAGGAUGCAUGGCCGAGAUCUGCGCGGAAGAGGAGACGCAAUGGUACCCAGAAAGCCGUGGAUGCCCUCGACGAAGACGUCGACUUGCUUGUUGUCCCCAGGACAGCAGAGACAGUACAGUAUCCACAAUCACAGGGAGAAAGUGGCUGUCAAGAUGCUGCGAUUCCUGACACUCUCAACGAGCAUCAGGACACUGCGAACCACAUGCCAGCAUCAUUCUUCAUUGCGCCUCCAAACCGUCUCACUGUCAGUCAAAAGCAAGAGUACUUGCGCAUGAGUGGGUCUUCGGAGCCAGAUGAGCAUACGAACGGGAAGCCCUCGCCCUUGCCCCACCCUGAGACACAAGCGCAAAAGCUGCGCAGCAGUGAGGCUACUAUUGCCUAUACGACACCGAGUCGAUAUUGCUCAUCUGCUCCAGGGUUCCCGGAGCUCCCAGAGGAUACUGGUCGCCAUGGCUCAGGGUCGACGACUUCUAUGGGUAGGAAAGCUCGGGAUCGCAUUGUUGAUUGGACCGGGCCUCAUUCGUCACCAGAUGAGCUCAGCUCGCGUGCCCUGGGCCAACUGAGUCCUCAGAAGAGGCAGGAGAAGAACCCUGGCCAGGGCGACAAGCUGGGACAAGACGACUGGGACUCUGAUAAGAUCGGGUAUUCCCGGGAGCAGUAUAAUCCAAGGCCAAGUAGGAGAAGAUCAGGAAUCGACCAGAAUGAACAACCGACGAGAGCUGUCGCGGGUGUCGCGACGAUUAAACACCAGAAAACAUGCGGCUCCCCCGAUGCGGUUCACCACGAUGUAUGGGACUCCGAUAAGAUAGGGACCCACCGGGAGAACUACAGGCCUAGGCCCAGCCGUCGGAGAUCGAAGGCAAUUCUCGAUGCGGGAGACAAGGAGCUGGUGAUGCCGGAACAGUCCAUGCCGGACACUUGCCCUCCCGGCCCAACAGUCACGGAAGGAACGGAGAAUGCGGAGCCAAUUCUCGACACAUCGGGACACCUGGCGCCACAGAAUCAAAAUGAUGCGAUCGAGGGAAUUGACCCAAGUUAUCUCGCAGCGUUGCCGGACGAUCUUCGUCAAGAGGUGAUUGCUGAUCAGUUGGCCCGCAAGGCAUCACGGACUAGAGGUCGUGGUCGCCCGAGUCAGGGCGGGGAGAGCCUGGUAAAAGUUUCUGGGGCAACACCACAACGCGUGAAGAGAGGAAGAAAGAAGAAGGAAAUGCCAGAAGGGGAUGCACCGACCAUGGUAGAGGAGGCAGUCCCAGGCUGUGCUGCUGCAACGACUCCUGCAGCAGGCAAGAAGAAAAGGGGCAGACCUAAGAAAUCAUGGACACCGCAGCCACCUCAACCCUUCGCAGCAGAUGACUAUCACUCGUUCGUACCAGAGACAGACGGCACGCUUGGUAUAGCAAAUGGAGCGGAUACAGUGGAAGGUAUACCAUCUCGGGAACAGGAAGAUGCGCCUGUGCCGUCGAAGGCGCCGUCGAAGAUGGGCCGCAAGAAGGUAGCACAAGAGACGUCUGCAGUCCCCGAGGAAGGAACCAACGUCGUUGGCAGGGACGACCGAGAGGCCACGAGAGGGGCCAAGGCCUCGUCCAAGAGAGGGCGGAAGAAAAGCGUGGUUGAAGAACCAUGCUCAGCCGAAGACUUGAAUGAGCAUAGUGAUGGUUCCCAUCGGGCGCUGGAAGUUGCGAGCGAUGCGGAUGAGCAUCCCAAAGCCAGCCCAAAGACGAAGCGCAAGGCCCUGACAGAUAUCAGCAACACUGCGUCCUCUCAGAACCCGGCGCAUGAGAACGAUGGGAAACUAGGAACGACUUCGGGGUCGGCCAUGAAAAUGGCAAAAGAGACCACGCCAGAGGUCAAAGCAGAGGAGAACCCGAGGUCUGCCUUAAGCUCCGCCAACCAACAGGGUAAGGUACCGUUACGGGUGGGGUUGAGCAAGAGAUCGAGGAUUGCGCCGCUGCUGAAGAUCAUCCGCAAGUAGUGACAAUCAGGCCGCCUUGCUCGAGAUUCGGCUUCCCAUACCAAUAUUAUCCGCUUGCCAGA